UCACCACGUUACAAGCACUAUGGCAGCCCCCAUGAGCAGUGUGGGUAAACCGUCGGCUGAACGUCCACCGUUCAAUACUACGAGUUUUCAGAAGAAAACGAGGAGCAAGUUAAUUUCCAUACCUGGUACCAGACCCUCGGUUCAAAAUGGACAACUGUUAGUUUCGACCGGUGUCACGUCACUCGACUAUCUGCUCGGUGGCGGGUUAGCAGUUGGAACAGUACUUCUCAUAGAGGAGGACCGAUAUGAUAGCUACUCUCGUAUGAUCUUGAAGUACUUCUUGGCAGAAGGGGUGGUGUGUCGACAUGAACUGUUUGUGGCGGCAGCUCAAGAUAACCCAGAUGACAUCUUACAGGAACUCCCGGCUCCCAUCUUGGACGAUGUUGCUAUCCACAAACCAGUGGAGCAGCCCAGGCUGUCAUGUGAACCUCAAGACAGUUUGGAUGCCAUGAAGAUUGCCUGGCGCUAUCAGAAUCUUCCAAAAGUACAGACUGCCCUGGCAUCCUCAUCCCGGUUCGGACACUAUUAUGACGUCUCCAAGACGAUGGAGCCAGAAAUUCGCCAGGCAGCCAAGUGCCACCGCUUCUACCUUCCAGAACAUCCCACCCAGUCAUCACCCACACACAGUACCAUGCUCAAGUCCUACUCUGCGUUGCUGAAGUCACUUCAAGAGGUCAUAAAGAGAGAGGGCUUUGAAGUAGCAGCCCCCAUGUCAAAGUCACGUAACAUCCUGCGAAUUGGGCUCCACUCUCUUGGCUCAGCUCUGUGGGGUGAUGACCUGUGUUGCCGUGACAACCCUAGAAAUGGCCACGCCCUCACUACCUUUCUCUAUGGACUGCGUGCUUUACUGAGGUCAUCGCUGUCAGUCGCAGUAGUUACUGUGCCUUCACAUCUCAUCCAGGACAGAGCUCUAAUGGGCAGCAUAACCAGGCUAUGUGACAAUGCCAUAGCCCUGGAAUCAUUCAAAGGCUCUGAGAGAGAGACCAACCCACUCUACAAAGAUUACCAUGGUCUGCUACAUGUACGCCAAGUACCUCACCUAAACUGUCUGGCGAGUAAACUCCCUGACCACAAGGACCUGGCCUUCAAGCUAAAGAGAAAACAGUUCAGUAUUGAGAGACUUCAUUUGCCUCCAGACUUGUCUGAGACGGUGAGUCGUGUGAGCAGGGGGGAGCUGGCAGGAGCGACUGCGGUGGCUUCAGCCUGUGGCUCUGGCACUUCCGGCAACAAACACCUGGACUUCUAGAGCUCCCACACAGUCGCCACGGGCAGCCAACACCUGGAAUGCCGCGGCGUUGCCCUCUUUACCGUGGUGACCAGGUUGUUCCCUCUCCCACAUAAUGUCAACCUCAAUAACCCUGCCAGCCAUUACCACCUGCCAACUGUCCCAGCCAGGGGUGAAGAUCUAAACAUCCACAGUACCUCGUCUCUUAACGGACAAAUUUCAUCCUAUAUUUCAAGUCAGUUUUUACCCACAGUACGCUCUCUUUUUCCCCACUGUAAGUUGCAAAGAAAUGUUAUAUGAAGGUAAACGAUUGGCACUUAACCCAAUUAAAAUCCAAGAUGGAGGGGUUACGUAAAAUUUGGUACAUUUUGUUUGUUUUUUGUUGUUCUUUAUCUCUGAGGAUUUUGAUUACAAGCAAAGUGUAAUCAUAAAAUAUUUUUAGUCUUCACACACUCUUUCUUAUGGCAAACAUAAAAUAAUUUAACUGCAUUCUCCCAAGCUCUGAGCGUACUGUACAAACACAAGUGGCCACUCCUGACUAGUUUACCAUGUACAAUAGUGGUUUAUUUUCUUGGUUAUUGCAAUGAAAUGGUUUUUUUUUGUUCAGAGAAAUAAAAGAAAAUAAACCCACAGUACACAAAA
Messenger RNA from Epinephelus lanceolatus (giant grouper), 1867 nucleotides. It is a transcript of the gene elp4, whose product is annotated as elongator acetyltransferase complex subunit 4. Gene Ontology annotation, biological process: tRNA wobble uridine modification. NCBI's taxonomy places the organism in Eukaryota, Metazoa, Chordata, Actinopteri, Perciformes, Serranidae. Gene Ontology annotation, cellular component: cytoplasm; transcription elongation factor complex; elongator holoenzyme complex. The record is from RefSeq and is a predicted model, not a curated record.